AUGGCCUCUCGCUCAAAGCGCGAUCCCACAAUGUAUUCCUUUAUGAAUGGGGCUGAUCUGGUCGAGGAACUUCUUAAGGAGGAUGGAUUCACAACCUGGGGCUUCAAUUUCAUGGCUCGCAUGGUCGGCGCCGUCUCAGAAGACCUUAAGGAAUACAGUGGCCUUGCUCUCCUCGACACAUUCGCCCCAACGGUCUUAGAAGACCCCUCCUUUGAGGGUGCUACGGUUGCCACCCUACGCGAGCACUUCCAUCCGUGGAAGAAGACUGCAUUGAAAGAGGAACAGGGCGUGAGCGAAGACUACACUCCAACGAGCGGCCGAUACCGCUUCUUCAUCACUGUGGACCAGGAGGCUAUGGAGUCCGUUCUAAACACCCCCUUAGGAGGGUUCGAAGAAUAUAAAUUAGGGCAUGUCCGCAUGGUUAAUGCUGAAUGGAAAUGGACAGAUGCGCCUGAAGAGGUCUCUGAGGACGAGGAUAUAUCAGAGCCUGAGGAGUUUGAGCCCCUUGAAGGGUGUACUGAGGAUGACGUGGGCUGGAUGAACAUACGCUGGCGUAUUGUGCAGCUUCCGGGCCACAAGAUGACUGAGAUUGAUGACUGGCAGGCGUAUUAUGUCCGGUAUCCGGGGAUCGCAGACAUAAAUUGA
Molecule: messenger RNA, 645 nt
Organism: Penicillium psychrosexuale
Lineage: Eukaryota; Fungi; Ascomycota; Eurotiomycetes; Eurotiales; Aspergillaceae
Exons: 2
Coding region: 1-645 (214 amino acids)
Source: RefSeq, a predicted model, not a curated record